AUGGAGUUCCUGACAGCCACCGAGGUGCUGGACAAGGCUGCCGCUCUCGCCGCCGACGCCCUCGGCUUGGAUGGAGAAGCUCGCGGUGCUUGGGGGUACGAGGAGAAGGCGAGAGCGAUCGAACGCUGGUACAAGAUGUGUUCGGAGGCGGAGAAGGCCGCUGCCGGGGGGGGGAAAGCCCUCGUCGCUCCUGAGCUCGCUGGAUCGGUUCCUCGCGCAGAUGAGACCGCAUCAGACGUCAAUCACGUCGGCGGCAUGAAACGCGACGGCGGGGAUCCCUCCAUCUGCGCGGCCCUGCAAGCCAAGAUCUAG
Messenger RNA from Triticum turgidum subsp. durum (durum wheat), 312 nucleotides. Lineage: Eukaryota; Viridiplantae; Streptophyta; Magnoliopsida; Poales; Poaceae. The record is from the annotation of a GenBank genome assembly.